GGCCGGUUUAGGGGCUUUUUUGCACCUUUUGCCUUCUGUCCAUCGCAGCUGAUUUCUCGAAGUUUUGAAUCGAUCGGCUCUGGUUCAGGGUUAAAGGUUGCAGGAGAGUGCUCAUGGAUCGGCUCAGUGCUUCUGCACGUUCUAUGAUAGUUUCUGAUCUUGAUCAUACAAUGGAUCCAUCUGCUGUAACUGUCCAUCCAUCUGGUGUUGAGAAAACUCUACAUGAACGCAUACAUGAAAUGAAAGGGUGGUAUGGAGACAAGCAGGGAAAAAAGCUUCGGGUUUGGGUGGAUCGUGUAUUAUCUACACAGAUUGGUUCAAGCACAUGGUUGGUGAAUUUCAAUAAGUGGGAGCAGCAAGGUGACGUGCGGUGUUGUUGUCCAGCCGGUGGAAAGCUAGAAAAUUAUUUGAAAUGAUUUGCUUAGAUGAUUGAUUUGUGGAUUUCAGGAGGGCGAUGCAUGGUUCACAUGGGUUCACUUGGAUGCAUGUACAAUAGACGUGGCUGCAAGGAUUGAAAACGGAAGACCAUUCAGACUUCUGUUCUAGAUUGAUAUCAGAUGCUAUCCCUUACCUUUUCAGCUCUGGAGUAUUCAAUAUUCAAUUGAAGUAAAUGUACUAAUGAUGUUAAUAUUUCGUUUCUUAUGCAAGGAUCAAAUCCUAAAGCUUUGUUUGGGUUGAAAGUAUACACAAGUCCAAUUAUAGUAUACCACCAAAGUUCAUCCAAUAUAGCUAAUAACUUGAA
Rubroshorea leprosula is the source of this 742-nucleotide messenger RNA. The record is from the annotation of a GenBank genome assembly. NCBI's taxonomy places the organism in Eukaryota, Viridiplantae, Streptophyta, Magnoliopsida, Malvales, Dipterocarpaceae.